GGCAAAGUAUCCGAGAUGGAUCUACACCGGGCUGCCUUUAAGAUGGAGAACUCUUCCUUCCUGCCCAACCCGCUGGCUUCGCCUGCCUUGAUGGUCUUGGCAUCCACCGCUGAAGCCAGUCGUGAUGCCUCCAUACCUUGCCAACAGCCCAGACCUUUUGGCGUGCCAGUGUCGGUGGAUAAAGAAGUACACAUUCCUUUUACCAAUGGUUCCUAUACCUUUACCUCCAUGUACCACCGCCAGGGCGGUGUUCCAGGAGCAUUCUCCAACCGUGACUUUCCACCUUCUCUACUCCACCUCCACCCACAAUUUGCCCCUCCAAACUUAGACUGCUCCCCUCUCAGCAUGCUGAAUCACAGUGGCGUGGGUGCAUUCCGACCCUUCACCUCCCCUGAGGAGCGCGAGAGUUACCAGUCCGCUUUCACCCCAGCUAAACGCCUCAAGAGCUGCCAUGACACAGACUCCCCGCAUCUGCGCUUCUCUGAUGCUGAUGGGAAAGAGUAUGAAUUUGGGAGGCCGAUCCCAACAGGUUCCCCGGGGGGACUUAAAGUGGACGAUGGAGGGAAAAAACUGUUUGCCGUGUCCGGCCUGAUAUCAGACAGAGAGACAUCCUCAAGUCCAGAGGACCGUAAUGACAGGUGUAAAAAAAAAGUGGCGCUGUUUGACAGCCAGGCUCCGAUCUGCCCGAUAUGUCAGGUGCUGCUGCGUCCGGGGGAGUUACAGGAGCACAUGGAACAGGAACUAGACAAACUAAUGCAAGUCAACGUCAGUAAGAAUUCUGCACAGAAAGAUAUCAUGACACCCGGUACACCAAAGUCUAUCUUGUUAUCAGCUACAAUCAAGCGAGAAGGGGAAUCGCCAACGUCUUCGCCGCACUCCGCGGACGACAUUCACCAUUCGGACAGAUACCAGACCUUCCUGAGAGUCAGAGCCAAUAGGCAGACACGCCUGAACGCCCGUAUUGGAAAGAUGAAGCGGCGAAAGCAAGAUGAGGGGCAGGUAUGUCCGCUCUGCAGCCGGCCAUUGUCGGGGUCCGAGGAGGAGAUGAGUAGACAUGUGGAACUGUGUCUCGCAAAGAGGGAGACCUGUAUGAAUGAAGAUGACUCUGUAGAUAUUGAAAAUGAAAACGGGCACCGGUUUGAAGAAUACGAGUGGUGCGGACAGAAAAGAAUUAGGGCCACAACUCUGUUGGAAGGUGGCUUCCGUGGAUCUGGUUUUAUAAUGUGUAGCAGCAAAGAAACUCAUGACAGCGACGCUGAUCUGGAUGUGGAUGGAGAUGACACACUUGAAUAUGGAAAAGCACAGUACACUGAAGCCGAUAUUAUCCCAUGUACCGGAGAGGAGCCCGGGGAAGCCAGGGAGCGAGAGGCACUCCGAGGAGCAGUGUUAAAUGGUGGAACGCCCAGCACCAGGAUAACAACGGAAUUCUCCAAGUGGGCCAGUGACGAAAUGCCAUCGACGAGUAACGGAGAGAGCAGUAAACAGGAAGCUAUACAGAAAACGUGCAAGAAUAGUGACAUAGAAAAGAUCACAGAAGACUCCGCAGUAACGACGUUUGAAGCAUUAAAAGCGCGCAUCCGGGAGUUGGAAAGACAGUUAUCCCGAGGGGACCGCUACAAAUGCCUGAUCUGCAUGGAUUCCUACACAAUGCCCCUGACGUCCAUUCAGUGCUGGCACGUGCACUGCGAGGAAUGCUGGCUGCGGACUCUGGGCGCCAAGAAGCUGUGUCCGCAGUGUAACACCAUCACAUCACCAGGUGACCUGAGACGCGUCUACUUGUGAAGAGGGACUGAUGUUGCUCCAAUCUCACCCCCAGGACUCGUACCCCUUUUGUGUCCUCACUACUCCGCUUUCUGGAGCCUGAGGUUUUUUUGUCCGGGUCUGUCAUGUGAUCGUGGUAGUUUUGGAAGCUCAAAGACACUUUUAUAAGUAGUGGAGCAAAUGACAUUGAAAGAGAAAUAAACACUUUUCCGAACUUACCGAACUAUUGUGACUUCCAGAACCUUGACCCGCUUUGUUCCUUCCACUUAGCACUAACGGGGAGAAGCCGCAAAAGAUCCGAUUCCCCGCAGCACUCUCCAGGUUUUCUCUUCUCUCUGUACCUGCUGCUGAUUUUUGAUGUCUCCGAAGGACCGGAUAGGGCCGAGAACUCGCAGCCCCUGUUCAAUUUGUUUACAUCAACCUUCCCACUGCACUCUCUCUCCACAUCUUCACUCUGGACUGCAAAACUGGAUAACCCCACAAGCCUGCCAGCGGCGGUGGGCUUCCGGCAGAGACCUGUACAGACAACACCACGAUGACCAUUUUCUUUUUUUGUGUUUUAUAAAGUUCCUCUGAUUUUGUUUUGAUCCCUCCGCGCUGUUUAUGUGGUUUUUAUUUUGUUUUAACUGUAAAAAAAGCAGGGAAAAGAAGAAAACUGAAAGAUAUGCGAAGCACAUGUAAUAUAAAUUAUAUGUUUACAAUGUUGUGUAUAAAUUGAAUAGACUCAAAA
Messenger RNA from Pseudophryne corroboree (corroboree frog), 2491 nucleotides. It is a transcript of the gene RNF220, whose product is annotated as ring finger protein 220. The record is from RefSeq and is a predicted model, not a curated record. Gene Ontology annotation, molecular function: metal ion binding; ubiquitin protein ligase activity. The transcript is spliced from 14 exons. The coding region runs from base 16 to 1782 and encodes 588 amino acids. NCBI's taxonomy places the organism in Eukaryota, Metazoa, Chordata, Amphibia, Anura, Myobatrachidae. Gene Ontology annotation, biological process: protein ubiquitination.